AUGGUGCAGUUUGGGGCCAUGUGGCGGACAGUGAUGCAGGAGCUGGAGAAGGAGGUGUGUUCUAGAGAGAGACGUGACUAUCCUGGAUCAUCUGGGGGGCCUCAACAACCUCAUGAUGCUGAUGAGGCAGAGAAGAGUCUCUCCACAGCAAAACAUCAGCAGAGACCAACAGAGAAACCAUACUGCUGCUCUGACUGCGGGAAGGGUUUCUUAAGAUCAGAUUCACUAAAAAUACACAUGAGAAUUCACACUGGAAAGAAAUCUUAUAGCUGCUCUAACUGCAGGAAGGGUUUCUUAAGAUCAGAUUCACUAAAAAUACACAUGAGAAUUCACACGGGAGAGAAACCUUAUAUCUGUGAUCAAUGUGGGAAGAGUUUUACUACAUCUCACCAGCUAACGUCACACCAGAGAACACACACAGGAGAGAAACCUUAUAGCUGUGAUCAAUGUGGGAAGAAUUUUCAUACAUCAAGCCAUCUGAUUCGACACCAGAGAACACACACAGGAGAUAAGCCUUAUAACUGUGAUCAAUGUGGGAAGAGUUUUCCUACAUCUAGCCAGCUGACUUCACACCAGAGAACACACACAGGAGAGAAACCUUAUAGCUGUAAUCAAUGUGGGAAGAAUUUUCCUACAUCAAGCCAUCUAAUUCGACACCAGAGAACACACACAGGAGAGAAGCCUUAUAACUGUGAUCAAUGUGGGAAGAGUUUUCCUACAUCUAGCCAGCUGACUUCACACCAGAGAACGCACACAGGAGAGAAACCUUAUAGUUGUAAUCAAUGUGGGAAGAGUUUUACUACAUCUAGCCAGCUGACUUCACACCAGAGAACACACACAGGAGAGAAACCUCAUAGCUGUAAUAUAUGUGACAAGAGAUACUCUGAUAAAAGAUCUCUGAUUAAACAUCAGAAAAUGCAUGAAGGAGUUGUUUCAUGA
Messenger RNA from Oncorhynchus masou masou (cherry salmon), 939 nucleotides. RefSeq names its product gastrula zinc finger protein XlCGF17.1-like. The record is from RefSeq and is a predicted model, not a curated record. Lineage: Eukaryota; Metazoa; Chordata; Actinopteri; Salmoniformes; Salmonidae. Gene Ontology annotation, biological process: regulation of transcription by RNA polymerase II. The transcript is spliced from 2 exons. Bases 1 to 939 code for a protein of 312 amino acids. Gene Ontology annotation, molecular function: RNA polymerase II cis-regulatory region sequence-specific DNA binding; DNA-binding transcription factor activity, RNA polymerase II-specific. Gene Ontology annotation, cellular component: nucleus.